AUGUCCUCCAUUUUAACAGCCUUUGUCGGCUCACUCGAAGCCGCCGCGAGCGUUUUGCUUACAGUUUUCUAUGGCACUCUCGCUGGAUAUCUUGGGCUCGUGAACAAUAAAUCUGCGGUUCAUCUCUCGAAAUUAGCUGUCAAGUUGUUCAUGCCCUGUCUGUUAUUCGUCAAUGUUGGGUCUGGCAUCAGCACAGACACUAUUCUAAAAUUUGCACCUAUAAUUAUCUGGUCAUUCGGAUAUAACAUCAUCUCAAUUGUCCUUGGGACUACUGCGACCAAAAUCUUCAGGUUACCCGGAUGGGUAACUCCAGCAAUCACUUUCAAUAACGCAACAUCCCUUCCCCUCCUUCUCCUGCAGUCAUUUUCAGCGUCGGGAGCUUUAACAUCCAUAUCUGGCGGAGAUUUGAGUGACGCCAUCCAUCGUGCCGAAAGUUAUUUUCUUAUAAACGCAGCUAUCUCCAACACCCUGACGUUCAGCCUUGGACCAACUCUCUUGAAGGUCAACACGGACAGAGAUAAUGAUGAGCCGAUCAUAGAACGAGAACAUACCGACCUUGUCUAUGUCGAGUCUUCCGAACGCGAAGAUGUUGCAGAGGAUGGUGGAGAAAGUACACCUCUGAUCGUGAAGAGAAAACCCAAAUCCUCCUGGGUUCAUUCAAUCCGUUAUUUUCUCUAUCAAUUUUGUAAUGCGCCUUUCUUGGGCGCUUGCCUAGGUGUUUUCGUCGGCUUGAUAAAUCCUUUGCACCAUCACUUCUUUGAUAAAGACGGGGUAUUUUUCGCAUGGUUAACUGUGAGUUUGAGCAAUGUCGGUAACCUGUUUGCGAGCAUACAAGUCAUUAUCGUUGGAGUUAAACUUCAUUCUACCUAUGAGAAGAUGCAGCAAGGGCAAGACUCUGGAUCCAUACCCAUUACCCCUACUGUUUGUGUACUUCUGGCUAGAUUUCUGAUAAUACCUGCUAUCAGUAUACCAAUUAUAUAUGGCCUCGCGGCCAAGACACACCUGCUCUCAGACGACCCAAUCCUUUGGUUUUCCAUGAUGAUGAUGCCUAUCGGACCGACUGCUUUACGUUUAACAGCGCUAGCAGAUGUGAGUAAAGCAGAUGAACAGGAGAAAAUGGUCGUAGCCAAGUUUCUGGCACUUUCAUAUCUCGUCACACCCUUGAUAAGUUUAUCAGCAGUCGCCAGCUUGAAAGCUUGCGAGAUCGCGCAAGCAGGAGCAGCUUAA
This is a messenger RNA of Lentinula edodes (shiitake mushroom), 1227 nucleotides long. RefSeq names its product auxin efflux carrier. Bases 1 to 1227 code for a protein of 408 amino acids. NCBI's taxonomy places the organism in Eukaryota, Fungi, Basidiomycota, Agaricomycetes, Agaricales, Omphalotaceae. The record is from RefSeq and is a predicted model, not a curated record. Gene Ontology annotation, biological process: transmembrane transport. Gene Ontology annotation, cellular component: endoplasmic reticulum; membrane. The transcript has 6 exons.